AUGCCUCUGCGUUGGUGGCCUUACAAGCGGGUCUUCUUUCGCUGUCCGGACACCCACACGGAGUUUGACAUUGUUGGCCACAAUGGGGCCUUUCACGUCUUGAAAAGGCUCUCCCUCCAGUUGUGCAGUUCCGGACGGAAGCUUCGGUGGGGAUCAUUGUGGGCCGACACUACGCCCAUGCUGCAGUACAACCUGCCGCACAAAACCUACGGGGCAUCAGACCUCAUGAGCGACAAAGCCAGUGCACACCGUUUGUGCCCACCAUACCUGGAAAGGUCGGCUUUCCUUCUCGGGCAGCACAUGCUGUCGUUGGUCGCAGCACUCAUCUGCAGUUGCACCACGGCCAGCAAGGCCUUUUCAAAAUACGAACACGCCCUCAAUGCUUUGACAGCCUUUUACAUGUUGUGUAUCCACAUCGCCCAGAACAAGGACUGCCAUCGACAAGACUGGCAGCGUUGGACCCUCAGCCUCACGACCUUGCGGAACACCUUGGCUCUCACCGGCUUCGCCGUGCAUGCUUCCAUGACGGAGGUCGAACCCUGCAACGUCCAGGAGAUCAACAUCGAGCGCUUCUUCAGCGCGAUAAAGGCACCCUUCCGAGGCUCUGCCAGCAUCCGAGACAUGAUUCAGGGAGAAGCGCAGCAUCACCUCUCCCAAAUCCGACAGCUUGAUCGUCUCGCAGACAGCGCUAGAGGAGUCCCUGAACAUGUGAGCCCGCAGAGUCGUGACCCCAUGACCAUGGAGCAGUUGCAGCAGUGCUCCAAGGAAGCACUGGCGGCCUCUCUUCAAGUGAUGGCUUGGGCUACGGUGGACGGCUCCUGUGAUGAUCUCUGGUAUGCCACGAACCACUGGUUCAACGAACAUGCUGCGUCGGUUUUUCAGAGCUCCGUGGACUUGGAGCAGGAUGACAACGACUUCGACAUCCACGACGAGGAGCUGGCAGAUGCCGAGUUAGACGGUGAGCAGCCCGAUGAUGCUUCGGCGACGGCACGCCUGGGCCUGCUCCAGAGGGAUGAGCCAGAGCAGGACGAGACUGAGGAGCCCACAAUCGAGCCAGGACCGCGGAACUUGCCCGAGCAGCUCAUCGAAGAAGGAUUUGAUCCCAAGGUGCAGCCGAAAACCCUCAUCGACAUCCUGAAGCAGACCAUCAACAACCCGAAGCACAAAGACAAGGCCGUCUGGAAUCUCGGAGAGGAGGGGUCCCUCGGGGACCGGGCUUGCCUCAUGAGGGUGCAGAUGCUGCAAAAGGCCCUCCGCCACUGCAUCAAAUACACCCGCAUGGAAGAAAACCUCCUUUCCUGUGCCAUGAUCGAGCGCGGAGUGGCUAACAGCAGGAGCCCCUGGAACCAGCGAGAGUACUUGUUGCACAUGGCCAGGCGAAACGCCAACCUGGCGAAGACAAGGCUGUCACGUCUCCAAAUGUGGAGUUCCGCCCAGGACAUCGUCUUGCAGAAGGUUGCCGAGGUGGGCCACAACGAGGGGCUGCUCAAAGUGAAAGCCUUCCGCCCAUGCUCCAAAGAGUGCGAUGCCCAGAUCCUCGCACUCCGCAUCGAGGACACGGUGCAGCUUGCGAUCACUCUGGCAGUCUUCAGGGGAGCCGUGGUGCGCAACCCAAAGAAGCCAGAGGCCACCAGGAUCCGGACGAGCAAGCCAAUCCCGGUCCCACUGCAGGCGGAGUAUGCAAAGCUCUUGCAUUGUGUACGCUUGGAACACGACGACAGCCGAGACGAGUACACUUGCAGCUGCAUCAGCGACGUGCUCAUGGUGACGCCCGUCAACACGAUCAUCGGAGAGGUGCAUGGCCAGGUGUCGUGCAGCUCGUUGAGGCUGCACUUCAAGCUCUCCGAUGCUAGCAAGGCGGCCUUGGCAAUGCUCCCGAACAUCGACAUCCCGACAUUGCGGGAGAACUCAGGGGCCCAGGCGAGCGAGGACCGCGCAGAUGUAGGCCUCGACCAGUCUGCAAUGGUAUCCUUCAACGACAGAAGCUUCAGCCGGACAUCCUUGGACGCCAAUUGCAAGCUUUUCCUGGAGAGAGUCCUCCGAGAGUACAGAAGCAAAGGCACCCCUGUGGAGGUGCCGUCCUACUUCCUCCAGCUGCUCCGCGACAGCAAGGGAUUCAGGUUCAGCUCGUCCGUCUUCAACCACCUGAAGGUGCUGCUCCCGGACAGGCGUCAACCAACGACCCGAAGGAUCGUGGAGUUUUUCACUGAUGUUUGGAAGAUCGCGCCAGCGGUUAG
This is a messenger RNA of Symbiodinium necroappetens, 2237 nucleotides long. The record is from the annotation of a GenBank genome assembly. NCBI's taxonomy places the organism in Eukaryota, Dinophyceae, Suessiales, Symbiodiniaceae.